Molecule: messenger RNA, 3498 nt
Organism: Thrips palmi
Lineage: Eukaryota; Metazoa; Arthropoda; Insecta; Thysanoptera; Thripidae
Gene: pxb
Exons: 8
Coding region: 468-1721 (417 amino acids)
Source: RefSeq, a predicted model, not a curated record
CCGAGUGCGGCUUUUCAACACUGUUGUCUUCGUUUCGCUACGUCGCGAGGCGCUGGCGGACGUGGGUCGGCAGACUUCGAGUCGGAUGCGAAUUUGAAUAAGGGAAUUAAUGACGCGUAGGUGAUUACUUCUUCUGCGAAGGAGUGUAGUGCCCUGGCCCUGAACUUCCGACGCCGUCAGUUUGAACAAGUGUGGCGGCGCGGCAGCGCGGUGCCCGACGCGGUGGCGACUCGCGACUCGUGAGAAAAGAAGGCGGCUGGAAGGAAGUAACUCGGACGGAGAAACUGACUCGAACCAGAUUAACCUCGGCAAAUAACGCCCCGCGCGAAGGCGCACCUGUAGCUGUGUGACGUACAAUGAAGUGACUCCGAUGACAUUCGUUUGAGAGGGCGCGCACAAGGUGCGAAGAAUGGAAAACCAGAAUCACACAAAGGUGGCCGGCCUGGCGUGUCCCCCGGGCGGGGGCGAUGUCUGGGCCCGAGGACUGUGACUGCCCGGGCCUGCCUCCGCCGCCGCUCUUCGACCUCCCCCCGCCCCCGCGCCCCCCUUUCUUGCAGGCCGAGCCCUGCUCGGACCAGCCCUUGAAGGACAUCGAGUCGUGUGACGCCCUGCCUGUGAGUAACCGGCGGGGGGAUGCAGCAGUCGGUACCGUGGUGGACGCGGAGUACCACCUCGCCGGUGCUGCCCUCCGUGGCGAUCAUAGCCCUCUGCUCCGUGCUGCUGCUCGCCAUGGUGUCCUCGCGACGGCGCUUGUGUGGAAGCACAAGCGGAAGAUGCAGAGCUUCCUGCCCUGCAAGACGUCGCCGGCGCCGCGCUGCGAGGCCAACGGCAACACCGUCAUCUACGAGGACCUCACCAACAUGCGGCCUCGGCUCGGCCUCAGCCAGGCGCUCGGCCCCGGCCUCGGACUGGGGCCGCGGCCCAACGCCAGGCCUCUGCCCCGGCCCGGACCCCCCAUGGAGCCCAACGGCGGCGACCUCUGCAGGGACGUGGACUCGUCCGACGCCGACGACCGGAGAGGGUUCCUGACGCAGAGGGUGCCGCGCAGCCACAGCUCGGCGUCCGACCCGCGGCGCGGCAGGUCUCUGGACCGGCGGCGCGGCCGUCGCCACCUGCAGCAGCAGCAACAGCAGCUUCAGGCGCUGCAGAUGAAGCAGGCCGGCAGGACGGCCGUCGCGGAGGGCUCCGACUUCCACGAGGGCAUGCUGCUGGACACGCUGCUGCAGAUGUACCCCAGCCACGGCCCCGGCCACGCCACCAACCACGCCGCCAACCACGCCGCCAGCCACGCCGCCAGCCACGGCGGCAGGCAGACGACGAGGCCGCCGGCGAGAGGCCCGGGCAGGGGGUCGCUCCGAGGCCAGCAGGCACCGCCGCCCGUGCCCGCAGUGGCGCACAGGCUGCCGUACCUGCUGCCGCCGCCCGCGCAGCACGCGCACGCCUCCAACCAGCAGGCGCACCUGUACGAGAGCCCCGGGCUGGUGAACCCCUACGAGUCGGUGCCCGUGCUGGGCCAGCUCCAGCAGAUGCAGCAAAUGCAGCAGAUGCAGCAGAUGCAGCACAUGUCCACCUUCCGGCCCAGCGCCAGCCACGACUCCGACUCCGGCUACAGCAACAACACCUCCGGCGGCCGCGGCUCCGGGUCCGGACACAGUUCCGGGCGCAGUCGCGACCCGCACUCGCGGCUGUCCGCGCUGUCCGACGACAUGGUGCUGUCCUAGAUGCUGGGGGCUGUUUUUCUAGCUCUAGUCACGGUAGGCCCGCGAGGCCGCGAGGUCGCCGCGAGGGCUCAGGGGCUCGAGGUCGACGCCACACGCCCCGUUCCACCAACCCGAGACGUCAGGGUGCUGUGCCUCUAGAGCGGUGGCAGUGGCAACCUUUACGCAUAGAGCAAAAAGAAGUCCUAAAUUGUUUUUACAAUGAGCAAGGUUGUUACCGACACUGUUUGGGAGGAGGUCUCCGAAAACUAGACGUUAGAGACUGGUAGACUUUGUUUUCAUCUUUCACGUCAAAUUUUUUAUUCUUAAAAAAAAUGCUAGAAAUGUGUUAAUUAUUGUUGUGGACUUUUGCGCCGUUUUCGCAACUCGGGAUGGCAUCAAUCAAACAUCGGGUCGGUGGAUUUGAAGAUCGAGACGGCGUCUGAUUGGGCUUGUUUCGGGCUGGCGUGGGUGGAGUGAGUGAGAGUGUGCCGUCGACCUGUAUGUGUGUGUGUGUCUGUGUGUGUGCCGUUGUGGCGAUGUGUGAUGUACCCGAGACCAAAGAAGGAUAUAUCGGCGUGAGAGUGCUGCGGCGUCUGGAUGUAGAGGUGUUGAAUUUUGUAUAUUUUUGUGCAACUUGGGUGUCGUGUCAGCGCGACUCGGAGCGUGCUGCGAAGUCUGUGAUCUCUUAUAUUCUUCCCUUGUUCCCUUGGGGUGGGAUACUUUACGCUCACUGUUAGAGGAGCAUUUCCGUCGUACACUUGUUUCUUUUGUCUUUAGUUCUUUUUUAUUUUUGUUUUGUUGUUUGAAACCACCCCCUCCCUUUUCCCUCACUUAAAUUAAGGGUACUUCUGUGCUCAGAUGCUAGUUAUAGUUUAUGUAGAGCAUAUCUCGAGGUAUGCCCAUUUUGUUGUUACCAUACCCAAGAAACGCAUACCUUCCUUCUCUAUGUCAGUGUUUGGUUUCACUCUGUUGAUGAUAUAGUCAGAUGCAAGAAAUGAUUUUAUUGGUGCUCGAUUAGACUACACGGUGAUUAAAAUGCAAUUGAACUGUCGCCUCAUGAGUUCGGCACCCUCCACUUUUCUAGGCGCAUAGUUGAUUAUGUGGCCAUACAUUAUAUAUUUUCCUCGUUGCUCAGAGUAAUUAUUGUAGAGUGCAAUUCUGUGCUAUGGAGUUGGUUUUAUACAAAUGCUGAGUAACUCUCUUAAAAAUCAUUAUGUAAUAUAUUUAUUUUGGGUACAAACUACAAAUGUGAUCAGUCCUAAUUCUUGUCCUUAUUAUAUGUAUAUGUUAUCCUUUUUUUUGCGAUUUCUAUAAGAUUGCAGGCCUAAAUUGUCUUGAGGCCAUUUUGUUUCCAAAGUUAGACUGACAGUUCUGUUAAUGUCUCUUUAUUGAAAUGUCAAUCUCGAACAAAGCUGUUCAGUGGAUGCUCUUAGCCACUAUAAAAUGUUAUUUUUAUUUCUUACAUAUUGAUUUUUAUUGAUUUUCUUUUUAGGAUGGAAACAAGAUGGCUGUCUUUUGCUAUUGUUUUUGUUUGUUACAAGUAUUAGCUCCUUCAAAAUGAAAUUUUUUUCUAAAUGUGCUUUAUUUGUAAAAAAAAAAUUGUUUGUAAUGCAUCACUGUAAAUAGAACCAUACAGAUAUUUUAUUUGUAAAGUAUUGUACUCUAACAUUGUAUAUUAAUAAGUAUGUGAGCUAGUCCAUAUGUGAAUAACCUAAAGCACUUGGUAAGGAUAUUUAAGGUAAAUGUUUAAUACUAGAUAAGUUAUUCCUUCACCUCAAUAAACGUUUCUUACAAAUUC